This is a messenger RNA of Glossina fuscipes, 3223 nucleotides long. It is a transcript of the gene Tmf, whose product is annotated as TATA element modulatory factor. The transcript is spliced from 6 exons. Gene Ontology annotation, cellular component: endoplasmic reticulum; Golgi apparatus. NCBI's taxonomy places the organism in Eukaryota, Metazoa, Arthropoda, Insecta, Diptera, Glossinidae. The coding region runs from base 124 to 3132 and encodes 1002 amino acids. The record is from RefSeq and is a predicted model, not a curated record.
AAUAUGAAAAUAAAAUAAAAGUCAAAUCUUGGCAACAAUACAAACGAAUAUGACAGUUAGGAUUGUUACACGAAAAACGAAGUUAAUAGUUAAGAGUUUUCUAAAUUGGUAAUUUUUGCAAAGAUGAGUUGGUUUGAUACAAAGGGAUUGGCCAGUCUGGCGAAAACUGCUCUGAAAGAAGCUCAGAAAAAAAUUGAUAAAGUUUUGGAUAUACAAGAGGACGAAUUGGAAGGAAUCGAUCGUUCCAUAAGCACCUUACAAACCGAUUAUAUAUCACAAGAUAGUCAAAGUCGUCGAUUGGUAUCCGAUCAAAUGACCCUCGCAGCUUCGAACUUGGAAAGUAGCGCGAUCACUGAAAAAGAGUCUAGUGGAAUGUCAGCCCUCUCAAACUCCUGCUUUUCACCGGAAUUGUUUUUAGUUGACAACAGGCCACAUGAAAUGAUAACAACGCCACCGAAAGCUGGUGAAAUAGUUAAGGAGAUCGCCGCACUGACACCUCCCUUAUCUUUAAACAGUAAGUCUACUAAGGAAGACGUUAACAAAGGUCGUUAUCCUGGGGAAGUCCUGUCCUUUCCGGAGAUAUUACUUUAUUCUGAAGAUACAGCGGCAACCCCAGAAUCUGUGGAAAUGAUAUCACCUGACUGUGAUGGCGCUAUCGUGCCUUCAUCAGUGGGGGAAAGCAUAGUUGUCAUUAGCACUUCCAGUGAUGGUUACGUGGAUAUUGAAAAUGAAUCCAUAAACCAGCUAAAUGAACUUAUACCCUCUAAUGAAUCUAAAUAUAAAGUGCUGAUAAAUGCAAUAAAUGAAACUGAAGAUUUAACACUGCGAGGUGCUAAUAAGAAUCAGCCUAUUUCCCCACAGAAAAAUCCCUUCGAAUUACAAACAAUUGACUCGGAUUCAACACAAAGUUUUGAAGAUGUGCAACCGCAAUUCGCAGACAGCAGUGAGGCUCGAACAAAUCAAAGUAAAGAACCAAGCAGUCGAAGCGAUACUUCCCCUAACAAUUCUAAUGAUGAAGGGGAAACGGCCACUUCGUCUGAUAUUGAGAUAAUAUCUAGCCCUAAUGGGGAUGCUUCCAGUACAAACAGUAAUAUGACACGUCAAAGUUCGACAAAACUAAAGAAAUCGGAAUCAGUUAACUUGCGAUCGUCAGUACCAGCAGUUUCCGCACGCAGCAAUGUAAAUCGAAAGGGUCAUUGCCGUGAAUCUUCAGAAAUAUCAAUAUUAUCAAUUGAUUCUCAAUCCGAAGAUGAGUUAGAAAAACUAAUAAAUCGUAUUUCAGAGCUUAACAGCAUUGUUGAAGCUAGGGAGCUUCGUCUUUUAGAAUCUGAACGACAAAACUCAAUGCUUCGAGAACGCAAUGUUGAACUCCAAAGUUUAGUGGACGUCAAUAGUCUGCAAACAUCUGAAGAUUAUACGAAACGUAUGUCAUCGCUAGAAAAGAAAUUCCAAGCUGGCAUACGGGAACGUGAAACAUUGCAUUCCCAAAUCAAAGAACUCCAAACCAAAAUUCCUAAAAAUGAUUUAAUACAAGCUCUCAGCGAAAGCCAAAUCAUGACUACUGAGUUGAAACAAGAAGGCGAGAAGUUAUCCAAGGAAAUCCUUCAACAAUCGAAUAUUAUUAAAAAAUUGCGUAGUAAAGAAAAAGCGACAAAUAUACAACUUAAAACAUUUAGUGAUCAAUUGACUAUAGCUAAUGACGAGGUUGAACGCUUAAAAAGGACUCUAGCCGCGAAAGAAGAUGUGGAGCGAACUCAAAUUGAGGCGGUGCAUAAAAUGGUGUCUGAAAACCAGAAACUUGAAAAAGAAAAUGCUCAUUUGAACAGUAAAUUAGAUGACGUAACGCAAAAACUCAAUACCCUACAAAAAAGUUUCGAUGCAGUCAAAGCUGAAUUGCAACAAAGAUCCAAACAACAUACUGAUUUUACAAAAACGGCGGAAGCUGUGCAAAUGGCUGAGCGAGAAAAACAAGUUAUCCAAAUGGCAAAUCAGGAGCUACAACAGCAACUGCAAGAACUGAGAGAAAAGUUACGACUUUCCGAGCAAGCAGCAAUUAAACGAGAGCAACAUUUGCGUGAAGAAAAUCGCCAUCUCAUGACACGGUUGGAGGCAGCUGAAUUGAGAGCGGAAUCAUCUACACAAGAAAUCAGUCAGACAACAAUUCCCUUAAUGCGUCAUUUGGAAUCUUUGCAGUACACGUUAAAUCAACGCACCAACAACUGGAAUAAAGAAGAAAAGUCCCUUUUGGCAAAAGUAGAGAACUCCCAGUCACGAUUAAAGGCUCUGGAAAAUAUAGAAAAGAUAUCAAAUGAAAAAGCUGAUCUACUAAAAUCUCGUUGUCAAGACUUGGAAGAGCAAUUGACGCACGCCAUUAUGCAAGAGGAAAAAACAAAAAUUGCAUUGCAAUUCGAACUAAAACAAGCCGAAAGUAAAUAUAACAAGGAAAUUGCGGAAAUUAACGAAGAACUCGAGUUAAGUCAGGGUAAGAUUAAAAGUCUUGAAGAAAAUCAAACAAAUUUACAGCAAAAAUUGAAAGAAAUGGAAAGUAAAUUAAAUAACGCCCAAGAAUAUUUGGAACGUGAAGAAUCAAGCACUGCGCUAAGUGAAUACGCGCGGCAGCAUUUGAAUGACGUUGCUCCAAGGCCACAAUCACCGGCAAUAAGUGCGGGAAUUAAUUCACUUGAAGAUGCUAUGCUUAACAGCGUAGAUUGGCACCAGGACGAUUUGGAGUGCAUAUCAAAUCCUGGAAGGCCGUCAACAAUGCCUGGUUUGGGGUUAGCUUUGCUAAAUCAUAAUGCCAGUACUUGGGAGCAUUUACAAUCCUUACUAAAGCAAAGAGAUGGGGAGUUGGCUCAGUUGCAGUGGCAACUUUCACGUCUGCAGGCCGAGCGGAGCUUAUUGCAGGUGGAAAUCUCCCAGUUAACCCUGGAAUUAGAAAAUAUAAAAGAAAAAAUUCACAGUUACCAGAUCUUAGAAAGCAAUUUCAUUGAGCUGCAAACAAGCUACGAUGCCUUAUUGCAAAUGUACGGCGAAAAAGUUGAACGUACAGAAGAGUUGGAGCUUGAUUUAAAAGAAUGCAAAGAGGCCUACAAAAUACAAAUUCAAGAACUUUUGGCCAAACUAAAAACUUGAUGCAAUUCGUCUAUUUGUUAUGCACCUGCUUGUUUACUAUUCCUGUAAAUUUUUUUAUGUUUGUCUCACCGUUCAACGUUUUCCUUUCUCU